Messenger RNA from Talaromyces proteolyticus, 3873 nucleotides. RefSeq names its product putative ubiquitin hydrolase. NCBI's taxonomy places the organism in Eukaryota, Fungi, Ascomycota, Eurotiomycetes, Eurotiales, Trichocomaceae. The record is from RefSeq and is a predicted model, not a curated record. Gene Ontology annotation, molecular function: proteasome binding; cysteine-type deubiquitinase activity. Bases 1 to 3873 code for a protein of 1290 amino acids. The transcript has 6 exons. Gene Ontology annotation, biological process: protein deubiquitination; regulation of proteasomal protein catabolic process; proteasome-mediated ubiquitin-dependent protein catabolic process.
AUGACGUCUCUGUACCAAAGGGCAGGCAAGACUGCCCCGCGGUUUCUACACGACAUAGAUCGAUACGAUCCCGAUCAUCCUCCUGCCUCAGGUCGCAACUUACUCGCCGACACCCCACCUGUAUUCGCCGAUGGAUAUAAUGGUACCCCGGAAUGGCUGUCACCUUCGGCCUGCCAACAUACCUACAAGCUAAAACCGAACCAGACCUCUGUCCUUUCACCGGAACAGAGACGUGGCCGUGGUGCAGUGUCGAUAGUUUCUGCAUUUUGUUCAAAAUGUCGCUGUCAUCUACAAAUGAGAGUUGCCUAUACCGGAAAUGCAGUUCCCAUAGAUAAUCAUUUGCAUCAUCUUGUCUGCCAGUCUGCCAGUCGGAUGAAUGGGACAGUGACACCACAGAGUCAGCGCAUAGAAACUUACUACUAUGCUUGCUCAUAUCCUACGUGCGGCACUACUGUGUCAAUGGAUAUACUGUCUGCUUUGCUUCGCCCGGAAUUCGUGCAGCUUUUGACGGAUGUGGAGCUGGUAAAUAAGCGUGCAGAUGAGGCCAUCGCAGCCCACCCUGACCGUUUAGAAGGAAUUGCUCGACCUCAACCCAUAACAAUACUUACCAAUUUAUCCACUUAUAUCCAUAACGCUCUUUACGACUCACAGCGCAGUAAACCAAUUUCUUCCAUCAAUAAAAGAUUUGUGGUGUGUUUUGGAGUAGACGGACAGCCGUGCAAAGACUUGUUAACAUACCUGGGGUUUUCGUCACCUAAUGAAGGUUUUUGGGACCCUCCAAGACCCGAUACAUCUACGGAGCGGCCUUUUCGGGAUGAGCUAAGUAUAUUCCUCGACAAUGCUAUCCACGAACUUUCAGCACUAAUAGAACAACGGCCACCAUCCGAGAAAAAAAUACCGUACUCUCUAAAUCCACUUAAACUGGCCAAUGCCGAGCUUUUAAAUGCACUCGAAGCUGCCAAUUAUUCGAAGGCAUCUCGAUUGAUUGAAUUUCAGAUGGCUGGAUGGCCAUGUUACGAGGAUCUUGGUGUUUUAGAAGAUAUGUCUUCGGAUCUCAUUAUCGAGGCAUACCAUCGUCAGGUCGCGGUUGAUCCGGGUCAUGGUCCUCGUUAUCUACAGUGUUUGAGACACAUUGCUCAGUUGAGAGGAGGGCCCGAUGCAGAUACCAUUAACGAGGCUGUAAUGUUUGCAUACAGUAAAGGUGCCUACACAACAGAUGACGUGUGGAACGCUUACAGAUACUUUGACCUGAAUCCAAAUGACCCGACUCUGGCAGAUGAUGUCAUUAUAGGCAGAUUCCAUGCAUACCUAAGUUCAACAACGCAUGAAGCUGAAACCCGACAGCAAUUGUUGCGAAUAGGAGAAGCGAGGAAAAGUGAACACAUCAAAUCCGCUGCUGAGGACAAAAUCACUGCCGCUGAACAGGCUCUUGUGUUUCUUGGCGUUGAAGAAAAUACGCCCGACGAUUUUAUUAUAACCAUGUACACCACUAAAGUUAAUGAUAGCCCGAGUAGCAAGCCCGUUGCCCAGAAGGCUCUAUCACUCAUUGCGGAUGCACGUAAUUCAGAAUUUCUGCGACAUUUUCUCAGGACUGGAGAAAGCGGAGUUGGUGAGAUGGACGUGGGCGAUGCAUAUCGAUUACUUCAAAUUCCUGACCGGACAGCCAGUGACGAUUCUAUCAUUGCCGCCUAUACAAUAUGCAUUGAUGACUCGCGUGACUCACCGGACCAAAUGGAGGUCUAUUCACGUGCUUUGCGAAUCAUUGCAAAUGAGAAGAAUAGCUCAAUGCUAAGCAGCUAUGCUACUGGUUCUUCAUUGCAAACAGAUCGAGAUUUAUCCGAGUGGCCGGUUGGUCUUCAGAAUAUAGGCAAUACCUGCUACCUCAACAGUCUCCUUCAAUUUUAUUUUACAGUUCGCCCGUACCGUGAAAUGGUUCUCGACUUCGAGAACAAUAAGACGGAUCUAGACGAAGCCUCUCUGCAUGCGAAAAAGGUUGGAUCUCGUAAAGUCUCCAAAUUUGAGGUGGAACGCUCUCAGAAAUUUUUACGAGAACUUCGGACCCUGUUUCAGAACAUGAUCCGCACCCCUCGACCAUUUGUUCGACCAGAGCAAGAAUUGGCUAGAUUGACGCUCAUCAGCUCUACAAACGAAGCCGAGAUUCGACGAAGGUCCACUAUUUCAGGAAGGAGACCAUUUGGUCUCGGUGAAAUAAAUGGCAUGACUGUUGCUGGGCCACUAGGACCUCCUCAAUCGUCAGAAUCAAGUGGAAAGGAUGCCCCUACCAACGAAAAUACCAUCUCCGUCGAAAGCCAAUCUAAAGAUGCUGCUAUCAGUGAUAUUGACAGUGAGACCACUCUCGUCUCUGAAGCUACACAAUCUAUCCCGCAAGCGCCACCAAAUAUCAAAUCAAAUCAAUCAGAGGGUGUUCAAGAAGCGGUGGAAGGGUCUGGAGGUCAAAAUAAAUCACUGAAUGAGACUUCUGCUGAAGCAAAGCCAGAGGCCGAGUCAGGAGAGCCGCCGAAUAGACCGCCUCCAGUUCCUCCACGUCCUGCAGAAGCACAACGUAGCAGACAGAUCAUUGAAGAAGUGGAACUUGGAGCUCAGCAGGACGUGACGGAAGUUAUCAACAAUGUGCUUUUCCAGAGCGAGUGUGCUAUCCGACCAAGAGGCAUUGCUCCUGAUGGGGAGCAAAUGGACCAAGUCAAAGAUUUAUUCUAUGGGAGAACUAAAUCUUAUAUCACGGCAAAAAGCGGCAUCCGGUCUAAGGAAGAAAUCUGGUCAGAUAUCAAGGUUGAUGUGGCCUCUGGCCCUCGCGACAUCUACUCCGCUAUAGAUGGCGCGUUUGACAUCCAAGAAAUUUCAGUUGACGGUGCUCUUGUUGAGCAGUUUGGUUCGAUUAGUAAACUGCCACCGGUAUUGCAAAUCCAAGUGCAGAGGGUCCAAUUUGACCCUGUCAAAAAGACGUCCUUCAAAUCGACGCACCAUUUAGAAUUAAAAGACACAAUCUACCUCGAUCGAUACAUGGAUACACAAAAACAGGAAAUCAUCAGACGUCGCAAAGAAUGCUGGGAGUGGAAGAAAAAGCUUAAAGAACUGGAUAGUCGUAAAGCUGAAUUGCUACGUUUGAACGAGCCUGAUGGACAAAAUAUGCCGGCAUUGUUCAAAAACACGUCAGAACUUUUGGGCGACCUUUCGUCACUUGAUGACGCGAAUGAUGUUGACAUUGGAAACUCUGAUGGUCCCCAUGUUCAACUUGCGCUGGAAAUGGAGACAUUAUCGCAAAUCUCACAAACAGAGCUAGCUUAUAUCGAGCAAGCUUCAAAGGACACGCAGACGAUGAUUUCCAGCCAGUUCAGUGAUUACAAGCGUCUAGCGUACUGUCUUUAUGCAGUCUUCAUGCACCAGGGUUCCGUCGAAUUCGGCCAUUAUUACAUCUACAUUUAUGAUUUCAAGAAAGAGGUUUGGCGGAAAUAUAAUGACAACGAAAUCACCGAAGUCCGGGACACGAGCGAGAUUUUCGGCAAUCAAGGGCGCGUGAAUCCCCCAACCCCAUAUUUCUUGGUCUACGUGAAUGCAGGCAUGAAAGACAGACUCGUGGAGCCCGUUUGCCGCGAGAUCAUCCCCGAACCCAGCGCCAACCCUACUGGAGGAGAUGAGCCUAACAGUAUCGACGGACCCAUGGAUGUUGACGUGAACCCACCAUCUUACGGAAAUAAUAAUCCUUGGGCUAGGAGCAAGAAUGGCCUAGCAGGUACGCUACCCACAUCUCCUUGGAACCCUUCUCCAUUUAUUCCCAAGAAGAAGAAAAAUCAUCACGUCUUGCCGAUCAGACCCUUCGUUCAAGCUGACCAGUUGCCUCGCGAUUUCUGGUAG